Messenger RNA from Pistacia vera, 497 nucleotides. RefSeq names its product non-specific lipid transfer protein GPI-anchored 2-like. The transcript is spliced from 3 exons. Bases 1 to 483 code for a protein of 160 amino acids. NCBI's taxonomy places the organism in Eukaryota, Viridiplantae, Streptophyta, Magnoliopsida, Sapindales, Anacardiaceae. The record is from RefSeq and is a predicted model, not a curated record.
AUGGCUCUGAAAGGGAUUAAAUUGGGUCUGGGCCUGGUCCUUGUGACAAUGUUCCUUUGUCAUCAUGAAGCUGCAGCUCAAUCAGGCUCAGGCUGCACGGGCGCCCUCAUUAGUUUAUCACCAUGCGUAAACCAGAUCACUGGAAAUUCCUCAACCUCAUCAUCUUCCUGCUGCACGCAGCUCGCCAGUGUCGUCCAGCAACAGCCGCAGUGUCUGUGCUCGGAGGUCAAUGGCGGCUCUCAAUUGGGUAUUUCUAUGAACCAAACUCUCGCUAUGUCACUACCGAGAGCCUGUAACGUGCAGACACCACUAGUUAGCCGCUGCAAUGGUGCUAAUGGUCCGGAAAGUUCUCCUGUGAGUCCUACAGAUUCUUCAGACGAAACACCUGAUUCUUCCACUACACCAACAAUGCCAAGCAGCCCUUCCGGGACUGGGUCGAAAACCACAACUGAUGGGACCAUGUCAAAUGGAAGCAGCAUCUGAAUGCCAUUGCCUCU